Tripterygium wilfordii is the source of this 470-nucleotide messenger RNA. RefSeq lists its product as uncharacterized. The transcript has a single exon. NCBI's taxonomy places the organism in Eukaryota, Viridiplantae, Streptophyta, Magnoliopsida, Celastrales, Celastraceae. The coding region runs from base 93 to 392 and encodes 99 amino acids. The record is from RefSeq and is a predicted model, not a curated record.
GCAACUUGAACUUUUUCAAGCCUUUCUCCUUCUUGGGUUUCCUUCUGUUUCUUAAAUUUUUCCAAGAAAUUAACAAGGAAAAUUAGAGUAAAAUGGCGACUUCGCGCAUAGCAAGGUUCAUUACAGAGGUGGCUCCACCACAAUAUGUUAGUGUGAUGAGGUGCAGGGCCUCUAAGAUGUUAGAUACAAUCAAUGAGGAGGAUAGAGAUGUCGGAAAUGAUAUUGCAGCUUCAACUCCUAAAUCACCUUCUUCCCUUUCUCCUUCCUUAUCAUCUGCCAGUGCUACUGCUACUAGUAUUACUUCUACUGUUGCUGCUGCUGCUGUCGGUGCGAGACGCUCCAGGUACUUGUUCAAAGAGGUUCAAACAUCCUUCUCCGUCUUUGAAAGCUAAAAGCCAUGCCUGCAGUCAGUUGUGAAUUCCAACUCAGGAAAUUGAGGAGCCUCCUCCAGCAUAUUUAUUCCAUUAAGU